Brassica napus (rape) is the source of this 956-nucleotide messenger RNA. RefSeq lists its product as uncharacterized. The transcript has a single exon. The coding region runs from base 209 to 676 and encodes 155 amino acids. NCBI's taxonomy places the organism in Eukaryota, Viridiplantae, Streptophyta, Magnoliopsida, Brassicales, Brassicaceae. The record is from RefSeq and is a predicted model, not a curated record.
CUUCUUUUAUCCCUACUCGUCCUCUCUCUCUCUCUUCCCCUCCCUAUCUCUCUCUAGACGCUACCAUUAUAUUCUCUCCCCAAUAAUAAAUAAAUUAUCUUUCAUUUUUUCACCCCCCUCUCCAAGAUUUUGAUUUUACUAUUUUACGGCAGUUAAUAUUUAUUUAAUUGCGUUGGCUGACGUGGCAUGCAACCAAUAAAAAAGCACCAUGAACACCAAAACUAUGCGUCUUCCGCCACGUCGCGUUCAAACGCCAGACAAACGCAAAGAAAGAGACGGCGUUAUAUCCUCCGUCGUCCAAAAACCGCCGGAAACCUCCGUGAAGAAGCUUCCUCCGCCGCAUGUUGUUAACCGUCCGCCGGUUAAUUCCAAUACUAAUAAAUCACUAAUCGCAGCCGAGCCGGUCGGCUCGAACCAGCUAAUUUUAGCGGGUUACUUGAGUCACGAGUUUCUCACCAACGGCACACUCUUCGGUGAGCAAUGGGAUCCGGCUCGAGCACAAGCCGGUACGACCGAGUCGAUGAAGUUAAAGCGGAGCCAUAUUAGUGAGCCGGCUGAGGAAAGUGAGCCGAAAAGGAAGAGGUAUGUGGAGGUUGCUAAUCUUCUACGGUCUGACGGGGCCCACCUGCCCGGCAUCGUCAAUCCUGCCCAGCUUGCCCGUUUUCUCAAACUGUGAUCGCGUGUACACGUGUAGACAGAUCAUUGGUCUGUCGUUUGGGAAGCAAAACAGCUCUAAAACGGGAACCUCCUCCCUCCUCUCCAUCUCUAUCCAUUUUUUUUUUCUCUCAAAUGUUUUUAAAUCAUCUCUGUGUAAAGCUGAAUCUCGCUCUCUCUUGAUCGUCUUCCUCGAGAUUGAUCGAGAAAGGUUAGGGUUUGUUGUGAGGUAGAUGUUCGUGUCUUUGUACAUCAGACGUAUCAACUAGCCAAUCGAUUAAUAUUCUCAAGUUUUAAUUUAA